CAUUACACCACCACACCACAACACUAGAUAUUAGACACUCCGCACUGCACUCUCCUCCCACUAUUCCAGCUUCCUAAUCCUAGAUAUUGCCCCACAGUUAGCCUUACAGGCGAUUCCCCUCAUUGAGUGUCACUCACGAUCGUGCGCUGCCAUUUGAAUGCGCCGCAAUGCAAUCUGCAAUGCGAUCCUGCUGCCAUGCUGCACCGCGCGCCCCGGCCCUCGGGAAUGACGGGCACACAAUGCGUCGCUUUGACCAUGCCGCCUUACCAGGUAGAGACACAGGGAGAGCAGCAGCAGCAGCAGCAGCGGCAGCAGCAGCAGCUCGGCCGUUUCGAGUCAUCUCCGCGAGGCUGCCAAAAGCUUUUGUGAGGACUCAGAACACAAGGCUAGCAGCAAGACCGUCGCUUGCGGGGAGGUCGCGAUUGGCGGAGACCGCGCGACCCGCUGCUCCUGGUGCGCGAGUCAAGGCGCAGGCUUCCGCACGGCGGAGCGGAGACGGCGGCGGGGGUAGCGACGGGAGGGGGAGCGGAGGCGGCGGGGGCGGCGGAGGAGGAGGGGGGGAUGGAGGCGGAGGGGGAGGAAAGGAUAGCGGAGACGGCGGGGAUUGCGGAGGCGAAGGUGGUAACCAGCGGGAAUGUGGUUACUUAUUUCUUAUGAAGCUGUUUUCCGAUUGGUUAAACGCCCGUGCUUCUGCCCUCUCUCCUCUCCUCCACAACCGCCUAAGCCCUUUCCCCAGCGCAUUAUCACUCUCCGCAUUCCUCCUUAUCACGCUCCCCCUGCUCCUCUCCCCGCUCGCCCGCGCGGAAUCCGCGCUUCUCCGCCGCCCUGCGCCUCCCCUUGGGGCUUCCGCGCCCGCCAGUGAUCAGGAGGUGAUCUGGGAGCUGCAUGGUGACAGGUGGCGGCGCCUGAUUGGCGGAGACAGCAGCAGUGCAGGCAGCAGCGGGGGGAAGGACCAGCUAGUAGUGGAAGUUGAAGUGGAGGGUGAGGAAGCUGCUAACGCGUACGAGGAGGAACACGGACGCGUUAUAGAGGGGAUCGUUACAGGCACUGGGGACGCCAAGGGGAAGGGUUCAGGAGUUAGGGUUUUAGAGGGGGGGGAGGAGCAGAGCAGGGGGAGGGAUAUGGUGGCGCGCGCGGUGAGGGGAGUGAAAGCGGCGGUGGGGCGGUGGAUGUUACCAGAGGGUUAUCCGGAUAGUGUGACGCCUGACUAUAUGGAGUACACACUGUGGCGCAUGCGGCAAACAGUGGCGAGUGAAAUGAACCACGUGCUUACAACGCAGGCAAUGCUGUAUGCAGUGGGGCUUGGGAAGGGCGCCAUUCCAGCAGCGGCGGCGGUCAACUGGGUGCUCAAGGACGGCUUAGGCUACGCAGCCAAGGUCACUCUCUCGCAAUUCGGCCGCCGCUUCGACGUGUCGCCCAAGCGCUGGCGCCUGCUGGCUGACCUCGGGGAGAACCUCUCCGCCUCCCUCGAGCUCCUCACUGCCACCUUCCCGCAGUACUUCGUCCAGCUGGCCGCUGCAGCCGGGGCAGGGUUUUCUGCGUCGAGUCUUGUGCAAAGCGCCACGAGGAAUCGGUUUUAUGCCGGGCUGGCAGGCAGAAGAAACUUCGCAGAGGUGCUUGCUAGGGCAGAGGCGCAGGGCAUGGUGAGCAAGACACUGGGCAUGGCCCUUGGGAUUGCCAUCGCACCGCAUGUGGGCACCAAGGGGCCGCUGCUCUGGCUGACGCACAUCCUGCUCUCGGCCUCCCACCUCUACUGCAACUACCGCUCCUAUAAAGCUGUGCAGCUGCGCACCUUGAACCCCUUCAGAGCGGAUAUCGUCCUGGCCGAGUACGCGACCAAUGGCAGAGUGCCAGGUGUCAUCGCAGUGAACUCCCAAGAACCCAUUUUGCCACCCAUCUCCCUCAAAACCAUCUUCUCGCCCAAGGCAUCACCCCCGCCCCUCCCAGGCACGGGCAGCGAGUCUUGGAUCGAGUUCGGAGUGCCCUUGGCCGCAGUGGCGCACACAGAGAGGGAGGCCGAGGCGAUGGCUGAGAUGUUUCGAGCGGAGAAGUAUCUACUGGGAAGGGACGAGAGAACGGGGCAGAUGCAGGUGGUGCUGAAAGAAGGCGCCCUCCCCCGCGAUUUCCUCCGGGCUGCCCUACAAGCAGCGUACCUCCGCACACUCUCCCCCCACUCCCUCUGCCUCACCAUCCACUCGCUCCCGGCCCACGCACGCACACACGUCCAGGCGCGUGCAGCCGCCUUUGCAUCCUCUGGCAAACUGGAGGUGCUCCAUGUGUCGUAUGAUCGCAUGGCUGCGGGGUUUGAUGGGCUCUGUGAGGCUUUGAGGGCAAGUGGGUGGCGGUGCGACGAUGGGCUGCUGGCUAGACCUGGGGACUGGAGGCUGCUGACGGCGUCAGCAGACAAGAAGAGAUGAGGGUGUGGUGUGGGGUGUGCUGCGUGGGGGCAUGUUUUCAUGGCAAACAGGGGAUGCUGUGAUCAUGUAGCAUCUGCACUGCAUCUGCUGGUAGACUGGAGGUGCUCCAUGUGUCGUAUGAUCGCAUGGCUGCGGGGUUUGACGGUCUAUGUGAGGCUUUAAGGGCCAGUGGGUGGCGCUGCGACGAUGGGCUGCUGGCUAGACCUGGGGACUGAGGCUGCUGACACUGACAGCGUCAGCCGACAAGAAGAGUUGAGGGUGUGGUGUGCGAUGUUCCACAUGGCAGCAUGAGUGCGUGGCAAGGGGACGCAUGCCUGCUGCAGGCUCUGUGGAGGUGCCUUGUGGCGAGAGUGUGUUUGCCAUGAGUGACAUGCAUGGGAUGGGAGGUGUAGCGCUACCAUGGGAAGAUUCCUAAUGCACCAGAAUACGAGUUUGAGAUAGCUCGUAGAAAACGAACGAACUUUCUUCCAGUCUCGCCUUUUGUCGUUGAUGUUGCCUCGUCAUAUUCAAGGUGUGAAAUGCUAUGAGCCAACUGUCAAUAUAUAUUAUAUAUAUAU
Molecule: messenger RNA, 2974 nt
Organism: Closterium sp. NIES-67
Lineage: Eukaryota; Viridiplantae; Streptophyta; Zygnematophyceae; Desmidiales; Closteriaceae
Source: the annotation of a GenBank genome assembly